GACGUUUUAAAACAUCAGAUCGGUCUGUGUCUUGUCGUACACAUCUUCAUCACUCUCAUCCUGAUAUACAACAUGUGUUGGUACGAGGUAGUUCGGACAGAUCCGGGACAGCUUGUCAGUCACAUUUUCUGGCUCUCUGGAUCUUCGACGAUUUUAGUCGCCCUGAUGGCAGCCUGCUGUCUUGUAAACAUUCAGGCUCAUGAACCUGCGAAAUUUAUUUACAACCUUUCCAUGAAGGAAAUGACUGCCGAAUUUGCAGUUCAGAUAAAUGUAUUCCUACACCGGCUGAACGGCUCUCCCAUUGGUCUGACGGCAUGGUCCCUGUUUGUAAUCGACAAUCAAGUCGUUGUCAGUGUCGCAGGAAUGCUUGCAACAUAUUUCGUUGUGUUGCUCCAGUUUCAACAGUCAUCGUCUGCUCCAAACAACAGUGGGAAUGCAACAAUAGUCUAACACGAGCUGCGUCCACAAAAUGAAAAUAUAUUAAAUGUGAACCCACGUUUUUAGUUACUCAGAUACCUAACGGAUUUUUGUUAGCAAGAAUAUUAUAUAACACAAAAUUAUAACAAAACACGAAAACCUCAGCGAUGAGAUGUAUUUCCUAUUGUUUCAACGAGAAUGACAUCGUUUACUUAUCAAAGGUUGGAUAUUCCGAAGUAUGUCAUUGGUACAUAACGUCUAUCGUUGUUGCUGGUUAUGUUUGAAAGGACAUCAUAUGUUAUUAUUUUGCAUUAAUGUAGC
Molecule: messenger RNA, 738 nt
Organism: Mizuhopecten yessoensis (Yesso scallop)
Lineage: Eukaryota; Metazoa; Mollusca; Bivalvia; Pectinida; Pectinidae
Product: gustatory and pheromone receptor 32a-like
Exons: 4
Coding region: 73-450 (125 amino acids)
Biological process (GO): sensory perception of taste
Cellular component (GO): membrane
Source: RefSeq, a predicted model, not a curated record